Messenger RNA from Thermothelomyces thermophilus ATCC 42464, 1545 nucleotides. RefSeq lists its product as uncharacterized. The transcript has a single exon. Gene Ontology annotation, molecular function: nucleic acid binding; zinc ion binding. Gene Ontology annotation, cellular component: nucleus; spliceosomal complex. Lineage: Eukaryota; Fungi; Ascomycota; Sordariomycetes; Sordariales; Chaetomiaceae. The coding region runs from base 186 to 1349 and encodes 387 amino acids. The record is from RefSeq and is a predicted model, not a curated record. Gene Ontology annotation, biological process: mitotic DNA damage checkpoint signaling; mitotic DNA replication checkpoint signaling; nuclear DNA replication.
CUUUUAUCUUGGCUAUGGUUUGCACAACAAUUGAGCACUUGGAAUAUCUGACCAGACUAUCCAGUCAGUUUCACUGAAACUCCUGUCGAUUAUAGCACACAGGUCCCAUCAAUUCUACGCCUAGGAAGGGUUACGGGUUGCACCCUCCGCUCCCAAUUCAAAACCCGACCACGAUCACCACCACCAUGGCUGACGUCCGCGCUCUUCUUCGACAGCAGCGCGCUGCCCGCCGGAUAGAGCACCCUCACGCCUCGUACUCGGACACCGGCAAGCUUAUCUGUACCGUAUGUAACGACCACAUCAAGACCGAAUCUCUCUGGGACGGACACCUGCGCAGCGCCGGCCACCGACAACGACUACAAACCCUCCAUCAGGCCUCAGCAAAGAAAACAAGCAAUGGCUAUGCCGGCUUUGUGGGUCAAGGCUCGGAGAUUCAAGGCUCGGCUGCCCCGGCCAGCAAGCGCAAGCUCGCCGACUCAGACGACGACAUGGUCGGUGAAGACGAAGCAUCGCGCAGGAAACGCACAAGACCCGGCUCUCCGCCUGGGGGCAAACCGUUGCAUGAAGCCGAAACACCUGCCAAGAAAGACAACAAUGGCAAAGCAGACAAGCCCAUAACACCGCCACUCCACCGCCGAACAUCAGGCGCCCCCAGCGCCGGCGUUGAGAUGCAGAUCCCGUCUCGCCCUGCAACACCCAGUGCCAGUGGCACACCGCUAGCCACGACGCCCAAAGCGCCACCAAUCGGUCGGUCGCCGUUGAUACCAGAGGAGACGACAGCGGCGCAACAAGAGAGCGUCCCUGGCGCCCAAGAAGCACAAGGCGGGGCCGCGGGGACCACGGCGGCAGCGGCAGCGGCACCCGUUGACGAAGAUAUGUGGGCGGCGUUUGAGGCAGACCUGAUUCAUGGCUCGGGAACAAAGGCCAGCACGAAGCCUCCAGCUGCCGCCGCCGCAGCUGGACUGGACGACGACGCGGUCAUUUCCGCGCCGGCCAUGAGCGCCGCGGAGGUAGCCGCCAAAUCGGAAGAGGAAGAGCGCACAAGACGGCGAGCAUUAGUGGAUAUCCAGAUUGAAGACGAAAAGGAAGAGGCCACCCGCGCUCUUGAAAACGAGUUCGAGGUGAUGGAGGAGCUGGAGGCAAGGGCGCGAAAGUUGAGGGAGCGGAGAGAGGCGCUCAGGGCGCAGAGUAACGGCGGUGCUGUGCCGACGGUAGCUGCAACCAAUGGCGACUCUAAAGGCAGUCCUCCGGGGAAGGAGAAUGCCGCAAUGGGAGACGAGGAAGACGAAGAGAACGAAGAUGAAGAGGACGACGAGGACGACUGGGAUGGUUUCAGGUUCCGCUCAUAGUGGCAUCCCGCACCGCUGAAGGCUUUCCGGUCAUUGUUUGACUUUAGAUGUGUAUAUUAUGGUAUGUACGUCCUUCUAAUAUGGCAGGGUGCCCUAAGUGGCCAAUCAUGCCGUCGUCACAUAGCAUCACAUGUUGCUCGCUGAACUCCCGCAGAAAAACUGUACAAAACCAAAGAAACGAUCCUCGUCCCCCCCC